Knipowitschia caucasica is the source of this 1185-nucleotide messenger RNA. The record is from the annotation of a GenBank genome assembly. Lineage: Eukaryota; Metazoa; Chordata; Actinopteri; Gobiiformes; Gobiidae.
AUGUUUUUUUGCAAGAAGGCCGAGCAGGAAACAUUUGAGCUGAAGGAGCCUCUUCUUCCAUCUGUGGCUCCUCAGAGGACAUUUGACUAUAUGCUGGUGUCUCAUAAAUAUGAAGAUGAUGGAGACCUGAAGAAGCAAAGAGCUAAUUAUUUCAUCCAUCAACUGGAGAGGAAAAAUUUCAGCAUCACUAAAAUUGAGAAUGAGGAAAAGAUAUUCUAUGGUGUCCGAGCGCCAAAGGAAGUAUUUGAAGACUAUAUGUACCUGCUCAAAGUGUCGGACUCCUGUAACUGGACUGGAGAUCUUGCAUCCGACGUCAUGCAAGCUACACGAAUACGGAUAGUGCACUUCAUCCUCCAUAACACCUACACCAACACUGGAGAGAACCUGAGCGAACUCCUGAAGCACGAUGUGUUUGAGACAGCGUUCUGCCUUCAUGAGAGAAAGGAGCAGAAGUCGUUGGGGAAGAAGUGGGCUCGAUGGACUGGGCUGUUCACUGGGCAGCCACUGGGUCGUGUCAAGAAUUACUUUGGGGAGAAGGUGGCUCUCUACUACCUCUGGUUGGGAUGGUACACCAAGCUUUUAGUGCCAGCCGCUGCUCUGGGAGUUGUCGCCUUUCUCUACGGUUUGGCCUUUUUUCGGACCAACCCUCUAAUUAAAGACGUCUGUGAUUCCAACAUCAUCAUGUGUCCGCGCUGUGACAAGAGGUGCAGCGUGUGGCAGCUCUCAGACACAUGCACCUACGCCAAGGUCAAUAUUCUGUUUGACAAUGAGGGCACCGUGGCGUUUGCGAUGUGCAUGGCAAUCUGGGCCACCUUGUUCUUAGAGCUAUGGAAAAGACACAGAGCAAAAUUCGUUUCAAAGUGGAAAGUGUAUGACUGGUGUGAAGAGGAGCUCCCCGCGGACGGCCACCAAAGGUCCCCAUGCAGUGAGGUGGUGGUCAACCUGUGCGGCGCCCUCAAUCACCUGGUUACCAGCAGCUCCCUGGCAGCCCGGGACAUCUCUUACUUCAACGGCUUGCCCAAACUGCUGGGCAUCAAGGGCUCUCACGACAACAGUGCUGGGAGUUUGAAAGCUGCCCGGGCGGCCUCCACUGUCCUCUGCAACAUGUUCCAGUAUAGCAAACUGCACAAGGACUACAAACUGAAAGGGUUUUCCCGUCGAGACUUCACUGACGUUACCAUCUGA